AUGCUUCCUGCUCCUUCCGGUGCAACGUUCGCUCGUGUGGCUUCCGAUACCGGCUCCAUCCGUCGGGUCUCCCCUGCCGACCCUCCCCCGACCGGAAGGCCCCCCAUGGCAUGGCGUCCCGGCCCUGCUCAUCAAGAAGGCUUUGUCCCCGCCUUCAUCCCAGGCACAGGCGAAACAUGGAUUCCACUAGAGCAAGCAAACAAACUCCCUGUCCGCGCAAGAGGGACGGUCAGUCAGCAUGCGUACGCCGUUGCAAAGGAGCCGUCGGAAGUCGACGACGAGUGGCGACAACGUCGCAACGGUGCUUCACCCGGACCGAACCCGUUGAUGCUCACGGACGUUCCUGUCGCCGGACCCAGCGCGAGUACUGUUCACCGCGGUCAGUAUGACGGGCUCCCGGGCUCCUCUAUGACGGGCUCCACGCUCUUCCGCAAUGUGCCUGUGGCCUCGGACCGCACGAUCAUUCAAAGUACCUCGACCGCCCCAGACACGCACUCACGCCCGAUCGCUCGACGAAACUCCACCCGUUCCCAAAUCCAUGGCCCUCUGGCACUCGAGUUAUCCGCCCUUCCCGAGCCCCGUGAAUCUCCGCCUGCCCCUCCAUCCGGUAGUAUGGGUGUGCAGCCCUCACCAGCGAUGUCGUGGGGCACAGUGCCGAGCAACCCAACGAGGAACUCCAGCCUGGCCAACCUCAACCUCCAAGGCCUCCCAGAUCCAGAUCCUUUCCCCCGUCCAAUCGACUCUGCGGAACAAUUCCCUGUCGGGGAGCACCUCGGAGGCCCCAUCGUCCUCAUUCCUGGCGUCACUCCCUAUCACACCGACGCUUUCCUCCUUCCCGGCGGUAAUAUGUCCGUCUCUGGCCAUUCUGAUUCGUCUCACGGUGGAGGGCUGGGGAUCGGGCUCAGUGCAAGCGCUGGUAGUUCUGGAGUCAUCACAAGCUUGCGCGAUCUAGAGGAGGUCAACCGCUCUCUCCAGCAACUUUCGGCCGCGCAAGCUAGGGAAGAACAGGAGGAUGCUCACAGCCUGUCGUCCCGGAGCUCUCGAUCCAGCCGCCACUCGCGACAGGUGUCGUUCAGUGAGGUUGAAGACAUGGAUAGCCCGAUUGUCCCGCGCAUUGGCAUUCCGAUCUACAGCUUUGCCCCCGCAAGUGCGCACGCGAGCCAGCGUGCCUCCAACGACCCUUCCCCGCCGGAUCCGUCCCCACCUGUCCCGUCACCGCCGCGCAGCCGCGCCUCCAAUCGUCACGGCGAGAGCGUGUCCGGCAUCUCCAGCAACCACAAUUCGUACAACAAUGUCUCCCAUCGCCCCUCUGAAUCAACACGCCGUCGCUCUCGAAGAGGCUCCUUGGCCCUUCUCAGCACCUUCCCUACCGACCCAUCGCCGUCGUGGAAUCCCGCACCCCUAGAUAUCUCCAUAUCCACAUCUUCCCAGGGGCCGUAUAGGUCGGCCGCACCUUCGCAGAAGAGCCAGGAUUCGAUCCCCCGCGCUUUCGGCUCCUCGCUCGAAAUCCCCAGCCUCCCUAACGCCAUCCCUGGGAGCAUGAGCUCCCUGCUCCUCAACUUUGGACCAGAGAACAACACUUCCGCAGUUGACGCAGACGGCGAGGAGGCCGCUGGGAUUCACGCGCCUCGGCCAGUCAGUGGGCGACGCUCCAGCUUCUUCGGCAAUGCUUGGGGCGCCAGAAGUUCUCGGUGA
This is a messenger RNA of Epithele typhae, 1695 nucleotides long. RefSeq lists its product as uncharacterized. The transcript has a single exon. The record is from RefSeq and is a predicted model, not a curated record. The coding region runs from base 1 to 1695 and encodes 564 amino acids. Lineage: Eukaryota; Fungi; Basidiomycota; Agaricomycetes; Polyporales; Epitheliaceae.